AUGGAGCAGCUCCAAGGCAAUGUCAGCACCACGAACAGCUCCUUCCCCAAGCAGACGCUGUACGCAGGAGGCUUCCUACCUCUGGAUGCUGAUGACUGGACUUUAGUCAUUCCCAUCCUUCUGAUAGUAAUCUGUUUAUUGGGACUAGUAGGGAAUGUGUGUGUGAUCGCAGUUCUUCUUCACAAUGCCAGAAAAUCCAAACCCUCCUUGAUCCACUCUCUGAUCCUGAAUGUCAACCUCUCCGACCUGCUCCUGCUGAUGUUCUCGGUGCCCUUUAGAGCCGCGGCUUAUUCUAGGUCCAGCUUAAACUUGGGUUGGUUUGUGUGUAAGACGGCAGAUUGGUUUACACACACCUGUAUGUCUUCCAAAAGUCUCACCAUCGCUAUAGCAGCAAGAGCCUGCUUCAUGUACGCCAGCAAUCCUGCCAAACAGGUCAACAUAGGACAUGUCACCAUCUUUGCGGUGCUGAUGUGUAUCUGGCUGGUAGCUGCGGUGCUGCCCCUGCCCGAAUGGUUCUUCACCGAUGCCAGACAAAUCAAGAGCUCCUUCAUCUGUCUCAUGGACAUACCAGCACAGGCACAAGAGAUAAUGGCCAUCUUCGUGAAACUUUACCCAAUCUUUGUCUACUGUAUCCCAUUUACCCUUGCCUUCUUUAAUUUUUGGAGAGCCUAUAAGCAGUGCCAACACAGGGGGACUAAAACUCAAAAUCUUAGAAACCAGAUAAGAUCCAGAAGGCUCACCUUGAUGUUACUGAAUGUCACCAUCACCUUUUCCAUCCUAUGGCUUCCAGAAUGGGUUUCCUGGCUUUGGAUUUGGCACAAGCCAGCCAAUGGUCCAUCACCACCCCAAGCCUUUGUGACUUUGGCCCAGAUCCUCAUGUUCUCUACCUCUUGUGUAAAUCCUCUGAUCUUUUUGGUCAUGUCAGAAGACUUUAAGGAAGGCUUCAAGGAUGUUUGGAAACGUCUGACUUCCAAAAAAUCUUUAAAUGACCAUGAUGUUCAGGAUCAAGGGGCAUUGAAUUCUGAGGGCAUAGCAGACUCCACUCUUCCAGAUGCUGAAUCUUCUGAGCAACCUGCGACUAUUGGCCAAGUAGAACAGUCAAACUCUCAGCAAAAUUUUGGAAGCCAAGACAGCAAGGAAAACCCAGUCUUUCCAGAUGUGGAGCAGUUUUGGCAUGAACGAGAAUCAGAUCCAGCUGAACAAAGCAAUGACCCGAUCCCAUGGGAGCAUCAGGAACAAGGAACAGAGGUGCCCAAGUCCAGCACAAAACUUUAA
Messenger RNA from Staurois parvus, 1275 nucleotides. Lineage: Eukaryota; Metazoa; Chordata; Amphibia; Anura; Ranidae. The record is from the annotation of a GenBank genome assembly.